AUGGCAGCCAAUGACCCCAGCGCCAUUGAAGCGCAAUGGAGAGAGCAGUUCGAGGCUAUGAAAGCCGCCCUGGCUGAAUUAAAACUCCCCUCACAAGCCUCAAACAGCGACGAGUUCGAUGAGACCGACUUUGAAGGCUAUUCUUCGAGUGCCACUGGCCAAGAUGUCUGGGAUUUCAUCAGUGAUGAUGGGGAGGAAGAUGAUGAAAGUGAUUUCGCCGAGGCCGAUGGGGUACCCGGAAUUAGCGAUCUCGGUUCGGACUGGUUCGAAACCAAGUGCUUCGAGAUAGCCUCCAAAAAUGGGCUCUCUGCCGAUGUUUUCCAGAAUCAGGUUGUGAGCCUUCUCUCCGGCGGGGGAUCUCCCGAUGAGCUGCAGAUACACCUCACCGACCUGGUCGGCUAUGAUGACCUCGACUUCAUCAUUGAAAUCCUAGGCCACAAGGAUGAAAUCAUUGCCUCCACCCGUCAGAAGGAGGAGCCUUCGGGCGGCCGUAUCCUCUCCAAGGCUGAGCGUGAAAGUGCUCUUCGUCGACAGGAUCUCGAGCAUAAGUCGGCUUCCAUCGCAGCAAGUCAGACUCGGGAAGUACACUACCCCCAUGUCUACAAAUCCUACCAUGCUGGAAACACCCUGAGCCACUCUGGACGAAAGUAUGGCUUGCCCGCGGGGAGUGAGCAUCUUCAAUUCGACAAGUACGAGGAGUAUUUCGUUCCUGCGGGACGGAAAGGAACCCUUGGACCUGGCCAGAAGCUAGUUGAGAUAUCUGGCCUUGAUGGCCUUUGUCGAACCACGUUCAAAAACUACCAGAAUCUGAACCGCAUGCAGAGUUUGGUGUUUCCUGUUGCCUACAAGACUCACGAGAACAUGCUCAUCUGCGCCCCAACUGGUGCUGGUAAAACUGAUGCUGCUAUGCUGACGAUAUUGCACACUAUUGGCCAAUAUCUUACUCCCAACCCAAUGGAAGACAUGACCGCCACCGAGUUUGCUGUGCAGGCGGAUGACUUCAAGAUUGUUUAUGUCGCCCCUAUGAAGGCUUUGGCAGCCGAGAUUACUGAAAAGCUCGGAAAGCGCCUGGCUUGGCUGGGCAUCAAGUGCCGCGAGUACACGGGUGACAUGCAGCUGACGAAAGCAGAGAUUGUACAGACGCAGAUUAUCGUCACAACGCCCGAGAAGUGGGAUGUGGUAACGAGAAAGGGCACAGGAGACACCGAGCUCGUCCAGAAAGUCAGACUCCUGGUUAUCGACGAAGUCCACAUGUUGCAUGACGAACGCGGUGCCGUACUAGAGUCCCUCGUGGCCCGAACGGAGCGACAAGUCGAAAGCACACAAUCGUUGAUUCGCGUGGUCGGACUCAGCGCCACUUUACCCAACUACGUGGAUGUGGCCGACUUCCUCAAAGUGAAUAAACAAGCGGGACUCUUCUACUUCGAUGCCUCGUUCCGCCCGGUUCCUCUGGAACAGCACUUUAUCGGGGUCAAAGGCAAAGCAGGAAGCAAGCAAUCCAAGGAGAACCUUGACAACGUUGCGUUUGACAAGGUUAAGGAGAUGUUGGAGCGAGACCACCAGGUCAUGGUAUUUGUGCACUCGCGCAGAGACACUAUGCUCACUGCCAAGAUGAUCCAUGCCAAGGCCAUCGAGGCAUUCUGCACGGAACUCUUGGAUCCCGUUGGACACCCUGGCUAUGACCGCGCAGUAAGAGACAUGAAAACUUCCAGGUCCAAGGAGAUUCGUGAGUUGCUUCAGAAAGGUAUCGGCAUACAUCAUGCCGGUAUGGCAAGAGCCGAUAGAAAUCUGAUGGAGCGGCUCUUUGGUGAAGGCGUCAUCAAGGUUCUCUGCUGUACGGCGACUCUGGCAUGGGGUGUCAACUUGCCAGCUGCAGCAGUAGUCAUCAAGGGCACCCAAGUGUACAGUGCUCAGGAUGGCAAGUUUGUUGAUCUCGGCAUUUUGGAUGUGCUGCAGAUUUUCGGACGUGCUGGUCGUCCCCAAUUCGAGGACACCGGUAUCGGAAUGAUUUGCACAACCCAGGAUAAGCUCGCCCACUACUUGGCUGCUGUGACGGAACAGCAGCCUAUCGAAUCCAAGUUUUCCACCAAGCUUGUGGAUAACUUGAACGCCGAAAUCUCGCUUGGAACUGUUACAUCGAUCCAGGAGGCUGUGCAGUGGAUAGGAUACUCGUACCUCUUCGUGCGGAUGCGAAAGAAUCCUUUGACAUAUGGCAUAGAAUGGGCGGAGAUUCGCGAUGACCCAACCUUGGUCCAGAGGCGUCGUCAGCUCGCUAUUCAAGCUGCUCGUACCCUACAACAGUGCCAAAUGAUCAUCUUCAAUGAGAGGACAGAGGAACUGCGCAGCAAGGAUAUUGGUCGGAUUGCGAGCCAGUAUUAUAUUCUGCAUACCAGUAUUCAGGUCUUCAACACAAUGAUGAAGCCUCAGGCAACUGAAGCCGAUGUGCUCAGGAUGAUAAGCAUGAGUGGAGAGUUUGACAACGUCCAAUCUAGAGAUUCCGAGUCCAAGGAGCUGGUUCACCUGAAGGAUGAUGUUGUUCCUUGCGCCGUCGAGGGAGGAAUAGACACCCCCCAGGCCAAGACCAACAUUCUCCUGCAGUCUUACAUUUCGCGAGAGCAGCCAGAAGACUUUGCUCUUACCAAUGACAUGAACUACGUGGCGCAACAGUCUGGCCGCAUCUGUCGCGCGCUGUUUAUGCUCGCCUUGAAUCGGAGAUGGGGUCACCAGUGCCUUGUACUAUUAACAUUGGCCAAGUCUAUUGAAAAGAGGAUAUGGCCAUUCCAGCAUCCGAUGCAUCAAUUCGACCUCGCUAGACCUAUUCUGAAGCAGCUCGACUCCAAGGAGCACUUGACCAUAGAGGCGAUGAAGGAGAUGGACCCCGCAGAAAUUGGUGCCCUCAUCAACAAUCACGGCGCUGGAAAGAAUGUAGCACGGAUCUUGAGCCACUUCCCUACUGUCCACGUAGAGGCAGAGAUUGCCCCAUUGAACAGGGACGUGCUUCGGAUAAAGCUUUACGUGAUCCCCGAUUUCCAGUGGAAGGAUUCUUUCCAUGGUACGUCGGAGUCCUUCUACAUAUGGGUUGAGAACUCGGAGACUUCAGAAAUCUAUCAUCAUGAGUUUUUCAUCCUCAACCGUAGGAAACUUCAUGACGAGCAUGAACUCAACUUUACGAUUCCCUUGUCUGAUCCUCUGCCAACCCAAAUCUAUGUCCGAGCAGUCUCAGACCGAUGGCUUGGAGCAGAGACGGUCACUCCGGUCUCGUUUCAGCAUCUGAUCAGGCCCGAUACUGAGAGUGUCUACACAGAGUUGCUGAAUUUGCAGCCACUUCCCGUCUCAGCUCUGAAGAAUCCAGGCUUAGAAGAGCUCUACCAGAAGCGCUUCCAGUUCUUCAACCCAAUGCAGACACAGGUCUUCCACACACUCUACAACACUGCAGCGAAUGUUCUUCUGGGGUCCCCUACCGGUUCUGGCAAGACUGUUGCCGCUGAGUUGGCUAUGUGGUGGGCAUUCCGCGAGCGCCCAGGGUCCAAAGUUGUAUACAUUGCGCCCAUGAAGGCGCUGGUCAGAGAGAGGGUAAAGGAUUGGGGCGCGAGGCUGGCUGGCCCUCUUGGAUUGAAGCUCGUAGAGCUUACCGGAGACAACACACCCGACACCCGUACAAUCAAGGAUGCCGAUGUUAUCAUCACCACGCCAGAGAAAUGGGACGGAAUAUCUCGUUCGUGGCAAACCAGAGGAUAUGUGCGUCAAGUCAGCUUGGUCAUCAUUGACGAAAUCCACCUCCUUGCUGGUGAUCGUGGUCCCAUCCUGGAAAUCAUCGUCUCUCGAAUGAAUUAUAUUGCGUCGUCCACCAAGAACGCUGUUCGGCUCCUCGGCAUGUCCACAGCAUGCGCAAACGCUACUGAUUUAGCCAGUUGGCUGGGCGUCAAGGAGGGCCUCUUCAACUUCAAGCACUCGGUGCGCCCUGUUCCACUAGAACUUUAUAUCGAUGGUUUUCCAGAGACAAGGGGUUUCUGCCCACUUAUGCAGUCUAUGAACCGGCCAACCUUCCUUGCCAUCAAGAAUCACAGCCCAACCAAGCCUGUCAUCGUCUUCGUGGCAUCUCGGCGACAGACUCGCCUUACAGCCAAGGAUCUUAUUAAUCUCUGUGGCAUGGAGGAUGAUCCCCGUCGCUUCCUUCACAUGGAUGAGGACGACCUCCAGCUCAAUCUCGCAAGAGCCAAGGAUGAUGCGCUGAAGGAGGCCAUCAACUUUGGUAUUGGACUUCACCACGCUGGUCUGGUCGAAUCCGAUCGCCAGCUGGCCGAGGAGCUGUUCUUGAACAACAAGAUUCAGAUCCUUGUGGCCACAAGUACUCUGGCCUGGGGCGUCAACCUUCCCGCCCACCUUGUCGUCGUCAAGGGGACGCAGUUCUUCGAUGCUAAGAUUGAAGCGUACAGAGACAUGGACUUGACGGAUGUUCUGCAGAUGCUGGGUCGUGCAGGCCGCCCACAGUUCGACAACUCGGGUGUAGCCCGCAUCUUCACCCAAGAUGCUAAGAAGGACUUUUACAAGCAUUUCCUGCAUACCGGAUUUCCUGUCGAGUCUUCACUUCAUAAAGUUCUCGACAACCAUUUGGGUGCCGAAAUCUCCGCCGAAACCAUCCUCAACACGCAGGAUGCAUUGGACUAUCUGACCUGGACCUUCUUCUUCCGCAGACUGCACAAGAACCCCUCAUACUAUGGCCUGGAAAUCUCCGCCGCGGAGCACAGCACCAUUGCAGCACAGCAACUGGCCAACGAGUAUAUGGUCGAGCUGGUCAACAAAUCUCUCGGGGAGCUGAGCCAGUCCAAGUGUAUCGAGGUCUUCCCCAACGGCGACGUCGACCCCACGCCGCUCGGGAAGAUCAUGAGCUACUACUACCUCUCGCACAAGACCAUCCGCCACCUCGUCCGCAAGGCGAAGCCCAACGCCAGCUUCCUCGACGUGCUCUCCUGGAUGUCCCGCGCGACCGAGUACGACGAGCUCCCCGUGCGCCACAACGAGGACCUCGUCAACGACACCCUGUCGGACCACCUCCCCUUCCCAGGCCACUCGUUCGGGCUGCCCAUGUGGGACGCGCACGUCAAGGCCUUCCUCCUCCUGCAGGCGCACAUGUCCCGCAUCGACCUGCCCAUCGCGGACUACGUCGGCGACCAGACCAGCGUGCUCGACCAGGCCAUCCGCAUCGUCCAGGCGUCCAUCGACGUCCUCACCGAGCUCGGCCACCUGUCCAGCUGCCUGCGCAUGAUCGGCCUGCUCCAGUGCAUCAAGUCCGCCCGCUGGCCGACCGACCCCCCCGCGUCCGUCCUCCCGGGCGUCAGCGACUCGAUAAAGGACACCACCCCCCUCGCCGCCAUCAGCGCCCUCGACCCGCCCAAGGUCAAGCAGCUAGCCAGGUCCCUCGGCGUCGCGAGCCAGCAGGUGGGCCGGUUCUCCCGAGCCGUCUCGAUACUGCCCAACAUCGAGCUCUCCGUCAGCGGCGUCACGUCCUCGUCGCUGAGCGUGGGCGUCAAGCGCAUCAACCCCCUCGUCGAGCGGGACGCCCGCGUCUGGGCCCCCAAGUUCCCCAAGCCCCAGACGGAAGGGUGGUUCGUCGUCGUCGCGGACGUGGCGAAGGACGAGGUCAUCGCUGUCAAGCGCGCGGCCUGGCCCGCCAAGGGUGGGAAGAAGUUGCAGGCGGGUAGCCGGCCCAGCGCUCAGACGACGAUCAAGCUGGCGGAGUCGGAUGAUGCCGAGGGAAGGAAACUGGACGUCAUUGUAGUGAGUGAUUCGUACAUUGGUCUAGAGCAUCGCAUCCUAGGGGUGGACAUUCCUGCACGGCCGCAGGUGGAUGAUGAUGUGGGCCGGAAGGGGGACAAGUAG
Molecule: messenger RNA, 5880 nt
Organism: Clonostachys solani
Lineage: Eukaryota; Fungi; Ascomycota; Sordariomycetes; Hypocreales; Bionectriaceae
Source: the annotation of a GenBank genome assembly